CACCGAGGAGAGCUUGGUACAGACGGCAAAUUUAGAGAUAGAAAAAUGGUAUUAAAUCAGUUAUCAUCUCUAGUCUCAGAAGUGUCACAUGGACAGGCUUUCUUAGGUCUGUGUAGUUUACUUAUUUCCCUUAUUGUUAUUUUGCUGAUCCGGCAGCUUGUGAAGCAGAGGAGACCCCGAGGAUUUCCUCCUGGACCGUCACCUAUUCCUGUCAUAGGGAACAUUAUGUCUCUAGCAACAGAACCGCACGUCUUUAUGAAGAAACAGAGUGAAAUCCAUGGGCAGAUUUUCAGUCUUGAUUUGGGAGGCUACUCAGCAGUGGUUCUGAAUGGAUAUGAUGCCAUCAGAGAAUGCCUGUACCACCAGGGUGAUGUCUUUUCUGACCGGCCAUCACUGCCUUUAUUUAUGAAAAUGACAAAAAUGGGAGGACUUCUGAAUGCUAAAUUUGGCAAUGGAUGGAUUGAACAUCGUCAACUGGCCAGCAACUCCUUUCGUUACUUUGGCAGUUUUCAAAAGCCCCUCGACCAGAAGAUCCUGGAAGAGUGCAUGUUUUUUGUGGAUGCCAUCGACGAACACAAAGGGAAACCAUUUAACCCAAAGCACCUGGUGACCAAUGCUGUGUCCAACAUCACCAACCUCAUCAUCUUCGGCGAGCGUUUCACGUACGACAACUGUGACUUCCAGCACAUGAUCGAGAUCUUCAGUGAGAAUGUGGAGCUGGCCGUCAGUGGCUGGGCCUUCCUUUACAAUGCCUUCCCAUGGAUCGAGUACCUCCCCUUCGGAAAGCACCAGAAGCUGUUCCGCAACGCAGCCAAGGUCUAUAACUUCCUGGAGCAGAUCAUCAGGCGCUUCUCGGAGGGCAGAGUGUGCAACUUCCCGCGCCACUACAUCGAUGACUACCUGAACAAGUUGGACAAGAGUGCUGGCGACUUGGGCACCCCGUAUUCCAGGGAGAACCUAAUCUACUCUGUGGGCGAGCUCAUCAUCGCAGGCACGGAGACCACCACCAACACCCUACGCUGGGCUAUGCUCUACAUGGCCCUCUACCCCAACAUUCAAGAGAAGGUGCAUAAGGAGCUGGACAGUGUGCUGGGAAGUGGGCAAUCCCCCUCGCUGGCAGACAAAAAGAGGAUGCCCUAUGUGGAAGCGGUGCUACAUGAGGUCCUGCGCUUCUGUAACAUCGUGCCCCUGGGCAUCUUCCGCGCCACCACUCAGGACACACUGGUGAGCGGCUACAACAUCCCCAAAGGCACCAUGGUCAUCACCAACCUGUACUCUGUGCACUUUGAUGAGAAGUACUGGUGUGACCCUGGAACCUUCUCACCACAUCGCUUCCUGGACAGCAAUGGACACUUUGUCCGACGGGAAGCUUUCCUACCCUUCUCUCUGGGGAAGCGUCACUGUUUGGGCGAGCAUCUGGCCAGGAUGGAGAUGUUCCUGUUCUUCACCACCAUGCUGCAGCGCUUCCACCUGCAGUUCCCCCCCGGCACAGUGCCAAGCCUCACCCCCAAACUGGGCAUGACCCUGCAGCCGCUGCCUUACUCCAUCUGCGCCGUCCGCAGGCAGCAGUGA
Messenger RNA from Salvelinus namaycush (lake trout), 1572 nucleotides. Its product is annotated as vitamin D 25-hydroxylase-like. The transcript is spliced from 5 exons. The record is from RefSeq and is a predicted model, not a curated record. Gene Ontology annotation, cellular component: cytoplasm; intracellular membrane-bounded organelle. Gene Ontology annotation, biological process: xenobiotic metabolic process. Gene Ontology annotation, molecular function: oxidoreductase activity, acting on paired donors, with incorporation or reduction of molecular oxygen, reduced flavin or flavoprotein as one donor, and incorporation of one atom of oxygen; iron ion binding; heme binding. Lineage: Eukaryota; Metazoa; Chordata; Actinopteri; Salmoniformes; Salmonidae. The coding region runs from base 46 to 1572 and encodes 508 amino acids.